Molecule: messenger RNA, 1961 nt
Organism: Melanotaenia boesemani (Boeseman's rainbowfish)
Lineage: Eukaryota; Metazoa; Chordata; Actinopteri; Atheriniformes; Melanotaeniidae
Exons: 5
Coding region: 381-1520 (379 amino acids)
Source: RefSeq, a predicted model, not a curated record
UUUCAUCAGUGCAAACAUCUGUCCAAACCAAACCCACAGAUGUACCAACAACUCCUCCAUCCACUGCAGAUGCUGAGACAACUCGUCCAUCGCAGCAAACACCAAAGACAGAAACCUCUUUCCUUCUGAAACCCACUGAUGAACUUUCAACAGUCUCUUCUCACACUGGAACUUUUGAGGCAUCCUCUCUCUCAGGUACAGAGACAUCCGUCCACCCCAAACCCACCAACACACCUGUAACGCCCUCUAAAACUACAGGACCUCCUGGUACAAACAUAGUCUGCACUCUCAUUGCUGUGAUCGCGGCUCUCUGUGUGCUGCUGCUUGUUGUUUGCUUCCUGGCCGUGCUGCACAGAAGGAAACGCAGCAACAAAAUUGUAAUGCCUGGUUGUCUAAAGGAAGAGAAGAAGAAGAAGCUGGAAGAAGAUGGCAGAUCGAGUAAUGAUCAAUCUGAAGAAUGUUCUGACCACAGUGACCCCGAUAUGGCUUGGAAGAAAUCUAUCAGUGGAGUCAGAGCCAAGUCAGCAAACGCCGUCAUCCUCACGUCUCCUUUUGGUUCUUCUGAGAAAGAUAAAGUGACUUUCCAAAUUGAGACAGAGGCGCCGUCUGAAUCCUCAGAAAGACCAAAAGACAGAAAGCAGAAGCUGGAAACUGAAGGUGAAGCAGGUGCUGCAGGAGAAGAAGGAAUUCAGAUGGAAAACCAAAAAACCACCGACACAGAGAAGGAAAAUGAAAGGGGAGAAGAUGAUGAUAAGAUUCUGUCUAAAAACCCAGAGUGUGUUUACGUCAACACUGACAUAAUUCCUUAUCUGAGCAUAGGUACAAAUCCGAACAAUCCCAGUCCUGAAGAUGAGUCCACUAAAGACCCAAGUCAAAGUUCACAGACAGGUAAAGUUAUUGGGAGGAUCUCUACCUGGCCUGCCACUGCAGCUCAGUGGCAGGCAAGAUGUAAAAUGAAAGAAGGGGAGGAGGAGGAUGGUGAAGGCAUCACUGUUUGGACUCAAAGUGAAGUUUUACAACUCUCAAAUGAAGUGGGGAAGAUUAAAAACAAGAUGAAGCAACCUGAAAGCUCUGAGCUGUGUGAGAAGGAAGAUGAAACUGAGAAAAAUCACUCAGAAGCUCAUGUGAAUCUGAGGGAUUCUCUCGUCCUCAGGGCCUCAACCACAGAGGAGCAGCUGAAAAAGGAAGGGAUGGUCCAGGACCCAGCUACUGUCAGACAGAAAAAAAUCAAAAUCAGUCAAAAUCAAGAGCUGAAAUCAGCAGAAAAUCCCACACACAAGAGCAGCAGUACGACAGAAGUCAAACCAGACCUGAAGCGAGGUGGGACCGGUAGACGGAGGGCAGAAAACAGAGCUACAGGCUCAAAAGCUCCCUCCGGUGGAGCUUCACCAGACGAUGAAACACUGCUGUCUGGAAACGAAUACGCCUUCAUGGACCUGCUGCAUGAAGUGGCUCAGAACAAUGGCCGCUGGACCAGAGAGAGGUGGAAGCAGAUGCACAUCAACAAGCAGCGGCGGUAGAACACAAAUAGCUUUUGAAGUUUUGAAUGUAGAUUUAUUCUACCUGCUGAUUUUAAUUAUUCAAGGUUUAUUUUAUAUAACAUUAGAUUAUGAUUACUAGUGGAUCUGAGCCUAAAUUAAAGUGUAUUCUAUCACAUAUUUUUUAACUAGUAUGUCUGUUUUUUAUUCUAAAAUGUCUGAUGCCUCACAAGUAAGGGUGACAUAAAUUGGUCCAUUAUGAAGCAGCAGAGAUUCCCUCUCCUUAAAACUUCUGAAUUUUAAUACUACAUGCAUGUACAUGAAUGAGUUGUCACACUGAACCAUGACUCUGCAGGAUUUUAACCACCUUAUAGGUACAUCAGUAUAUUACUCAGUCUCCCCUCUCCUGAGAAGCUUCUUCUUGACUUACAUUUGAUUUUUUAUAUUUAUUAUGAACAUUUCAAUGUUGACAGUGUUUUAUAC